AUGAAAAAUGGACUGCGCGAUGGCCUGUCAUGGGCACCUCCUAGCUGGAUGAUGGCCAUCGUCGGUGUGCUAGUCUUUCUCUACAUAUUGCGUAAUGCGGCGCUUCCAAAGCCCUUCAAGGGAAUCCCUUACAACGUUGCCUCGGCGAAACGGGUGUUGGGCGACAUUCCCGAUAUAGGCUCCCUCUUCCUCGGCCCUUUCACGCGUCCUCUCGUCAUCUGCGCCGAUCCGGUCGAAGCGCAGGAUAUCUCCAUGCGUCGAACGUCCGAGUUCAAGCGGAACAGCAAGUUCAAGGACAUGCUGGGCGGUAUGAUCCCCAACCAUCGUCUCACGAUGGCGGAUGACGACCCCCGGCUCAAGAAGAACCGGGAGCUGGGCAAAGACUUGAUGUUGCCAGGCUUUCUGCACGAGGUGUCGGGGCCAGAGGUGUAUGACAGCUCGAUGCGCCUCAUCGAGCUCUGGAAGCAGAAGAACAGGAUCAGCAACGGACGGCCCUUUGAAGCCGCCAAAGACAUCCACAACCUGGCCCUCGAUGUCAUCCUGUCUGCCGCGUUCAACCCGGACCCGACCAGAAACAUCACGGCGCGCAACGUCGCGCACUUUGAGUCCAUUCCAUCGCCGCCUGCCACGUCCGGCGACCAAGACCUCCCCGUGAAGCUUGAGAACCCGCGGCCGGACUCCCUGGUCAAAGCGCUCAGCACCGUGGGGGAAGCCGCCGGCACCCUCUUCUCGUCGUCGUUCCCUCGUCUGCGGAGCUGGUUCAUCAUGAGACAGCAGUCGAUGAAGGAAGCCCUUGUCGAGAAGGCCAUCAUGGAGACCCGGGAGCUGGGGAACGCGGUGAAGAGGAUCGAGGCCGGGUUGCCGCCAAGAUGUGCCAUGGACCAGAUGCUGAUCCGGGAGAGAUCGAUUGCGGAGAAGGAAGGGAGGAGUCCUGAGUACUAUUCGGGCACCAUUAAAGACGAGCUCCUCGGCUACCUCGUCGCCGGGCACGACACCACAUCGGCGGCAACGCAGUGGGGUAUCAAAUUCCUCACCCGGAACCAGUCCGCGCAAACCCGUCUCCGGGCCGAACUCCGCGCGGCUUUCCCCUCCGCCGAUGGCCCGCCGCCCGUCGGCGAGAUCAUCAAGACCUCGAUCUCGUACCUCGACGCCGUCGUCGAAGAGGUUCUCCGCUGCUGCAAAGCCCUCCCCGUCAUGACCCGCGAGGCUCUUGUUGACACCCAGAUCCUCGGCACGGUGAUACCAAAGGGGACGAUCGUCAUGUUCCUGUCCCACGGGCCGGGGGUCCUGCAUCCCGCGGUGCCGGUCGACGAUUCGAAGCGGUCGGAGAGCGGGAAGAGCAUCUUGAAGAGGACGCACGCGUGGGACCCGACGGACGUCGGGGACUUCGUGCCGGAGCGGUGGCUGAAGAGGGACGCGGAGGGGAGCGAGGUGUUCGACUCGAACGCGGGGCCGUUCAUGACAUUCGGGCACGGGCUGCGAGCGUGUUUCGGGAGGAGGCUGUCGUAUCUGGAGAUGAGGAUCGUGCUGUUUCUUCUGGUGUGGAGUUUUGAGUUCCAGGAGCUGAGCGAGGAGCUCAGUGGCUAG
Messenger RNA from Colletotrichum graminicola M1.001, 1587 nucleotides. RefSeq names its product cytochrome P450 monooxygenase. The transcript is spliced from 4 exons. Gene Ontology annotation, molecular function: oxidoreductase activity, acting on paired donors, with incorporation or reduction of molecular oxygen; iron ion binding; monooxygenase activity. The record is from RefSeq and is a predicted model, not a curated record. Bases 1 to 1587 code for a protein of 528 amino acids. NCBI's taxonomy places the organism in Eukaryota, Fungi, Ascomycota, Sordariomycetes, Glomerellales, Glomerellaceae.